Messenger RNA from Fonsecaea nubica, 627 nucleotides. RefSeq names its product General amino acid permease AGP3. The coding region runs from base 1 to 627 and encodes 208 amino acids. The transcript has a single exon. The record is from RefSeq and is a predicted model, not a curated record. NCBI's taxonomy places the organism in Eukaryota, Fungi, Ascomycota, Eurotiomycetes, Chaetothyriales, Herpotrichiellaceae.
AUGUCUCUCAAGGUGUUUUGCCUGCUGACAGCGGUCCUCAUGGCCGUCUCGCCGGCGUGGGCAGUUCUACCACGUUCAACAUCCGACAUUCAAAAAAUACUUCCUGGUGGAGCCACGGUCCUCAGAACCGUCAGUCUGGGGCCAAACUCGACCUUUGGCGAUGUCAACGAGGUGGCGUAUCCCCGAAACUCAACGGGUCUCCCGGCCCUGUGCGCCGCCACAAUCAAUGUCACCAGCUCCACGACCAGCUCUUUUCGCUUCGGUCUGUACCUGCCCCAGGAAUGGAAUGCUCGGUUUGCCGCUGUCGGCACCGGCGGCAUCGAUGGCGGCAUCAACUGGCCCGCCAUGGGCCCCAUGUUCAAGUACGGCUUCGCCGUCGCCUCGACAGACACGGGCCACAACAGCACCAACAGUUCGGCGACCUGGGCUUUGAGAGGUCCGGAGACGGUCGCAGAUUGGGCCUAUCGCGCCAUCCACGGCUCGACUGUGCUGGCCAAGCAUAUCGUCAGCGGCUACUAUGCGGCCCCGAUCAAGUUCUUCUACUAUAACGGCUGUUCCACCGGGGGCUUCCAGACAUCUGGAGUGUGGAGUGUGCAUGGUCUGGGUUGGUUUCGACCGAGGACCUGA